AUGACGUAUCCAGACUCGAAGCCGCUUUCGCUAGAGACUGUGGAAGACAUGGUUCGCUGCGACCCCGAAACCCAGAAUUGCAAAGAGGUGGUGUUCCAGUGGACGGGCAAAUGCAGUCGGUGCAAUGGAGCAGGUUUUGUUACAUUUCGAAGAAAGAAGGGGAAGGACUUUUCGGGGAAGUGCAUCACUUGCCACGGAAUAGGAUAUGUGAACAGAUUCACUGUGAGGGAUGACAUCCGUGUCAUGGAAGACCCUGACUAUCCGUGGAACGAUGAACGCGAGGUGAUUCUGGAGAAGCAGUGGGGCGGCAGGGCGGGCGACAGACGCAUCUGCUCAUGGUUCUGGUCGGUACUUGUAGACGCUAGCACCACUGCUGCUACUACCACUGCCGCUGCCGCUGCUGCUGCCGGCACCGCCGGUGCUGCUGGCAGUGCUGCUGCUUCUGCCGCUGCUGCUGCUGGUGCGGCUGGUGCUAGUGCUGCUGCUGGUGGCGCUGCUGGUGGUGGUGCUUGUGGGGUGGUGCUGCCGCCGGUGUUGGUGGCACCGCAGUGCUAUGUGGUGCAGCAGCGGCAUGAGGACGUGUUUCUGCUUCUCACCACCACACAGGAGAUGCCACCGCUCAUGGCUCUAGAUCUACUAUCAUCGCUCAUCUCUCUCCUCACCGCGUAUCUCGGCCGGGUGUGCGACGACUCGUUAAAGGACCAUUUCGUUACAGUGUACGCUCUCCUGGACGAGGCGUUUAUAGGGGGGAUGCCUUUAACUUUGGAGCCUGCAAUUCUCAAGGAGCUAGUCCCGCCGCCCUCACUGCUCACCAAGGUGGUAGACACGAUAACCGGGGGCGUGGGGGGAGCAUCAGCCACAGCCACCGCCGCCACAGCAGCAGCCAACAUGCCAGCCCAGCUAGGCCGCUUCUUUGGCGCUGCUGGCGCUGCUGUUGCCAAUUCUGUUGCCCAGUCCUUCACCGGUCGGCCGGGGGGGGAAGGCAGCUGGGGAGGAGGCGGGGGAGGGGGCGGCGGGGGGGGAGGCGGAGGGGUCAGCGGAAGGGGAGGCGGAGGGGGGGCAGGUCCGUCUGGUAUGGGCAGUAUGGGCGGUAUGGGCGGUGCUGCUGCUGCUGCUGCUGCUGCUGCUGCUGCUGCUGCUGCUGCUGCUGCUGCUGCUGCCGGUGCUGGUAGUGCUGGUGCCACGGGUGCUGCUUCCGGUGCUGCAUUGCCCUGGCGACCAUUGGGGCUCAAGUACCUGCAGAACGAACUGCAGAUAGAGCUGCGGGAGCAGCUGGACGUCACUGUCGCACCAUCGGGAUUGGUGGAGCGGUGCGAUGUGUACGGGGAGGCGCACGCCACGUGUCGCAUGUCGGGGAUGCCAGAUGUCGCGCUGUCAUUCGUCGACGCGCGUGUGUUCUCAGACAUUGCCUUCCAUCCCAGUGUGCGCUACCGGGAGUGGGAUUCAGACCGUGUCGUGGCCCUCACCCCUCCUGAUGGAAACUUCAAGCUCCUCUCUUACAGGGUUCGCAGCAUACCAUGUGUACCUGUCUACGUCAAGCCGCAGAUAGCAUUCGUGCAGGACAGUGGGCGGGUGAACGUGAUGGUGGGGGUGAAGCACGACCCGGGCAAGCCUGUGGAGGGGCUCGUGCUGCUGCUGCCGCUGCCCAUGCAAGUCGCCUCCUGCGAUCUGCAGGCCAACGUGGGGACCGUGGCGUUUGACACUCUCACCAAGCUCUGCACGUGGUCGAUCGGUCGGAUGCCCCGAGACAAGAACCCGUGUCUCUCGGGCGGGCUCCGCCUCUCCUCGCCUCUCCCGCGCCCGCACGUGCACCCGGUGCUGCUGGCGCAGUUCAGAAUCAUGGGGGCGGCACUGUCAGGGGUGCGGAUCGAGUCUGUGGUGGUGAGAGGGGAGGAGAACCGGCGCCCGCACACGGCGUUUCGGUCCGCCACCGUUGCCGGGUGCUUCCAGAAUCAUGGGGGCGGCGCUGUGGGGGGUGCGGAUAGAAUCGGUGGUGGUGAGAGGGGAGGAGAACCGGCGCCCGCACACGGCGUUCCUAUCCGCCACCGUUGCCGGGUGCUUCCAGCUCUUGCUGCUGCUGCUGCUGCUGCUGCUGCUGCUGCUGCUGCUGCUGCUGCUGCUGCUGCUGCUGCUGCUGCUGCUUCGUUGCUGCUGCUAAUUAGGUGCAAGCGCACACAACAGCUCCCUUGCACUUAG
Closterium sp. Naga37s-1 is the source of this 2196-nucleotide messenger RNA. The record is from the annotation of a GenBank genome assembly. Lineage: Eukaryota; Viridiplantae; Streptophyta; Zygnematophyceae; Desmidiales; Closteriaceae.